AUUUACAAUCACUUGUUUAAUAGUUUAAAGGAAUAUCGAGCGAUCCAAUAUUCUUUAAUAUCUCUUCUGUUGAAAUAAUCCAAAAUAUGUCCUCGCGCUAUGAUCGAGCUGUGACCAUUUUCUCGCCGGACGGGCAUUUGUUGCAGGUGGAAUACGCCCAGGAAGCCGUCCGAAAGGGUUCGACUGCAGUCGGCGUUCGCGGGGCCAACUGUGUGGUGCUGGGCGUGGAGAAGAGCUCGGUGGCCAAGUUGCAGGAGGAUCGCUCGGUGCGCAAGAUCAGCAUGCUCGAUCGCCACGUUGUGAUGGCCUUUGCGGGAUUAACGGCGGACGCCCGCAUCCUGGUAAAUCGUGCUCAGACUGAGUGCCAGAGUCAUCGUCUGAACUUCGAGCAUGCGGUGACCCUGGAGUACAUUACCAGAUAUAUUGCCGAGCUGAAGCAGAAGUACACGCAGAGCAAUGGCCGUCGUCCCUUUGGGAUAUCCUGCCUUAUCGGCGGUUUCGAUGCCAAUGGCUCAGCACAUCUCUUCCAGACCGAACCGUCUGGUAUUUUCUAUGAGUUCAAGGCGAACGCCACCGGCCGUUCAGCAAAUACUGUUCGCGAGUUCUUUGAGAAGACCUACUGCGAGGAGGAGGUCAGCAACGAGCGCGGAGCCGUCAAGCUGGCCAUACGAGCCCUCCUCGAAGUCGCCCAGUCGGGCCAAAACCACCUGGAGGUGGCCAUCAUGCAUAAGGACGAGCCACUGCAUCUGUUAGACAGCAAAAUCAUUGCGGAAUAUGUGAAAAUCAUCGAAAGGGAAAAGUAUGUUGAGCUCAAUUCAAAGAAACCGAGAAAUUAACUGAUGUUGUUUUUUUUGUUUUGAACUGAUUU
Drosophila rhopaloa is the source of this 868-nucleotide messenger RNA. It is a transcript of the gene Prosalpha4T1, whose product is annotated as proteasome subunit alpha type-7-1. The coding region runs from base 87 to 836 and encodes 249 amino acids. Gene Ontology annotation, biological process: ubiquitin-dependent protein catabolic process. Gene Ontology annotation, cellular component: nucleus; proteasome core complex; proteasome core complex, alpha-subunit complex. NCBI's taxonomy places the organism in Eukaryota, Metazoa, Arthropoda, Insecta, Diptera, Drosophilidae. The transcript has a single exon. The record is from RefSeq and is a predicted model, not a curated record.